This is a messenger RNA of Phragmites australis (common reed), 854 nucleotides long. Its product is annotated as CEN-like protein 2. The transcript is spliced from 4 exons. Bases 144 to 662 code for a protein of 172 amino acids. Gene Ontology annotation, biological process: inflorescence development; regulation of timing of transition from vegetative to reproductive phase. Lineage: Eukaryota; Viridiplantae; Streptophyta; Magnoliopsida; Poales; Poaceae. The record is from RefSeq and is a predicted model, not a curated record.
GAUAAGGCUCGUCCCUUCACAUCUAUAAAUAGGGGCCAACGCCCUGCUCUCUCAGCAACACAUAGGCCACACUUCAUCAUUCAGGAGGCAUACAACAACACCCACUGAUCAUCAUCAGUUCAGCUAAGAUUGAAGGGCUAGACAUGUCAAGGGUGUUGGAGCCUCUCGUUGUGGGGAAGGUGAUUGGUGAGGUGCUGGACGAUUUCAACCCCACCGUGAAGAUGAUGGUCACCUACAGCUCCAACAAACAGGUCUUCAACGGACACGAGCUCUUCCCCUCGGCAGUCGCCGCCAAGCCGCGUGUCCACGUAGAGGGCGAUCUCAGGUCCCUCUUCACAUUGGUGAUGACUGACCCUGAUGUGCCAGGACCUAGUGAUCCAUACCUGAGGGAGCACCUUCACUGGAUUGUUACUGAUAUUCCUGGGACUACUGAUGCUUCUUUUGGGAAGGAGCUGGUGAGCUACGAGAGCCCAAAGCCAAACAUAGGCAUCCACAGGUUCAUCUUCGUUCUGUUCCAGCAGGAUCGCCGGUACCCGGUGAGCCUGCCGUCGUCGAGGGACCGCUUCAGCACCCGCCAGUUCGCCGAGAACAACAAGCUCGGCCUCCCCGUGGCCGCCGUCUACUUCAACGCACAGCGCGAGACCGCCGCACGCCGGCGCUAACCGCUGACGAGCUACAGCUGAACAAAACCAGACCACCCAACGAUCCUACGUACCUGAUCUUGCAUGGACAAACGAACUACGAUUACUUAAUUAGUUAGCUGGCCAGUCUUUUCUUCUUCAUGCUUGUUUGUUCAAAUAAGAUGUGAGAUUUAGGGAAAAUAUCACUCUCUAGCUUGUUCUCAUUCCAUGACU